CGCUCUCUAGAAGAACCCAUUAACGAACAACAAUCCGUGGCAUUGUGGUACUUGCAUAUUUGUGUGUGCACUGUGCAGUGUGCUGCUUCAACUUCCCAGUUACUACCCCACGAACUUACAUUCUACUUCUGUAAUCAAAUUCACAUUUUUGAUGGCUAAUGCAAUUAUGCAAUAGCAAUCAUCAUUAUAUUAUCUCUUAGUCUUCGAAUCCCUGUUGGUUUAUUCAGCUUCAGUCGGCUCAAAUGAUGGCAACAAUCCCACCUAACAACUUCUGUUUCAACUUUAAAAUUAACCAAAUUCAAUCCCAACCCAGAUAUUCCUUGUUCGAGAAAACUGUAACCGUGAAUCAAAGAAGAAGACAUUUAAACCCACCCUUGAAAAUUAAUCUCCAUUGUCGUUUCUUCAACCCCAGAAAAUGCCCUUGCCUUUCUCUUGUUGUUUUCAGGGCCACCGGUGAUGCUGAUUCUUUUCCUCAACAAUCAACACUUUCUGAUGCGGAUGCGACAUUUGAUAGCUUGUCAAGUUCUGAUGAAAAUUAUGUGCCAUUGCUAGUAAGAAUGCUUGGACUGGACAAUGAUCCUCUUGACAGAGAACAAGCAGUGAUUUCUCUUUGGAAAUACUCUCUAGGUGGAAAGCAUUACAUUGAUAAAGUUAUGCAGUUUCGCGGGUGUGUAAAUCUCAUUGUCCAUCUUCUGAGAUCCAAUUCCAGCAAUGCUUGUGAAGCUGGUGCAGGCCUUUUAAGAAUGAUAUCUUCAGUCAAUGCGUACAGAGAUAUUGUAGCUGAAAGUGGGGCCAUAGAAGAGACAACUGUUGUACUAAGGAGGCCUUCCUUGACAUCUGAGGUAAAAAAACAAAGUAUAUGUAUGCUGUGGAACUUGACAGCAGAUGAGAAGUACAGACUGAAGAUUGCAAACUCCGCUCUUUUGCCUUUACUUGUAAAGUUCUUGGAUGAUGAGGACAUGAAGGUAAUUGAGGCAGCUGGUGGAGUGUUGGCAAAUUUGGCAUUGAGUCGUCCUAAUCACAAUAUCAUGGUCGAAGCUGAUGUUAUUCCAAGAUUGGCCAAGUUUCUAACAAAUGAAAUGGAAGGAUCGAAAGUCAUAAGAAAAGAAGCAAAAACUGCUUUACUCGAGCUUGUUAAAGAUGAUUACUACAAAAUUCUUGUCAUGGAGAAAGGAUUGGUUCCUGUACCUUUGGUCGGUUCUGCUGCUUAUGCUUCUUUCAAGCCAACCUUGUACUCGUGGCCCUCACUUCCUGAUGGUACUGAGUUUAGACGGAGCUCAAACAGCCCUUCGAGAUUUGGUGCUUCCGAGUUACUACUUGGGUUACAUAUUGAAGACAAUACUGACAAAAUAGACAAGUCCAAGAUGGAUGCAAUAGUUGGGAGAACACAUCAGCAAUUUUUAGCUCGUAUUGGGGCCAUAGAAACUGAAGAUGAGAGUAAGUCGGAGAGCGGGUUCCCUAGUAGCUAUCACCAGACGUUGCUUCCAUGGAAGGAUGGUAUUGCACGUAUGGUACUGAUUCUUGAGCUGGAAGAUGAAAUAGCCAUCGCAAAAGCAGCUGAUUAUAUUGCCGCUUCAGCAGUAAAUGAACAUAUGCGCACCUCAUUCAGGGAAGCUGGAGCUAUGCAGCGUCUAGUUCACCUUUUAAGCCACAACAGUUAUGCAGUGAGGUCAUCUGUCCUGAGUGCAUUGGAUAAGCUGUCUAUCAGCAAUGAUGUUUGUGGAACAAUGGAGGCAGAGGGUGUUACACACCCUUUGAUCAAUAUACUUAAUGACUUGAAAACAACUGAAAGCCUAAUCGAAAAGACAUUGAGCAUUCUUGCAAGAAUAUGGGACCCAAGUAAACAGAUGAAACUAAAGUUUUACAGUGGACCUGUUAAUGGUUCAACGAAAGUAGUUGAUUCAAGCAGUUACAAUAUUACUCCAGAACUUGGCAGAAAGAAGGUGGAAGUUGGAAGUAUGCUGGACUCUGCACUAGCUGAUCGCCUUGUUGAUAUUUUGAAGAUUGCACCCCCAAGUUUACAAACUAAAGUUACAUCGAUCAUUGAAUAUUGGAGUAUGAUUGAACCAUGCAUGGACACCAUUAUUGCAACAGAAAUCGAGUCUACUUUGAUAGAUGUCUUCAAACAAAUAGUUCCAAGAGGUGGACAGUUUGGUUGGGCAAGAGUGAUAUUUUUAGUUGGUCUCUAUUAUGUAGCUAUUCUUUCAACUAUCUGGUUUCUUGGUGUAUCCUUCUCCAAGCAUCAGUUUGAGAGGGAAGAGCACUUCAGUUACGAAAAGUUUUGCAGAGGAAGAGGAGCCUGAUGUGGUUUAUGUUGAAGAGGUUGGGGUUGCUGUCUCACAAGCUUCAAGAUUGCUGACGAAAUUGCUUGAUUACCAGCAAUUCCGUCAGACUGUUGAUUCAAAUCAAUUCACCAUAUUACUUGGGCAGAUUCUUAAAUCAGAUAUCCCUCUUCAUUUCAAAGAAUGGGUUGCAGCAUGCCUAGUUAGGCUCAGCUUCUUGUCAAGUCCUUUUGAGUCUCCAAUUACCACCGAUGUUACACUUUAUGAGACUGUUCCACGGUUAGUUGAGCAAAUAAAAACUGGCUUCUCAGCUGAUGCCCAAGAGGCUGCUGUGGUAGAACUUAACAGGAUAGUUUCUGAAGGUGUGGUAGAUACAACUCGAGCUGUUGCUGCCCACGGGGGUAUAUUUCCUUUAGUGAAGUUGUUAGAACAAGGUAGCAAGAGAGCUGUUGAAGCUGGGCUUGCCAUUCUAUACAAUCUGAGUAUGGACAGUGAGAAUCAUUCAGCAAUAUUAGCUGCUGGAGCAGUGCCAAUACUAAGGAGAAUAAUCCUUUCACAAAAUCCUCACUGGACUCUAGCUCUUCAUUUAUUAAGGAACUUGCCAGUAUGAUUCAUGCUAACAAAAAUAUAAUAAUACUCCUUAAAUUUUAGGAUGACAAGUAACCCAUGUGUUAGCUUGUGGAUCGCCCGUCUAAAUUACACAAAUAAGCUUUGAUUAGGAUGAAUUAUUUGGUAGAAUUAUUUGUAUUUGGUUAAAAGCUGCAAUGUACUAAGGUUUUAGACGCAGAACGUUAAAAUCUUCGUGACCUGUCAUACAUACUUCUGAAUGCUUCUCGUA
Messenger RNA from Spinacia oleracea (spinach), 3120 nucleotides. RefSeq lists its product as uncharacterized. Lineage: Eukaryota; Viridiplantae; Streptophyta; Magnoliopsida; Caryophyllales; Amaranthaceae. Gene Ontology annotation, molecular function: protein binding. The record is from RefSeq and is a predicted model, not a curated record. The coding region runs from base 243 to 2303 and encodes 686 amino acids. The transcript has 10 exons.